Wyeomyia smithii (pitcher-plant mosquito) is the source of this 2829-nucleotide messenger RNA. RefSeq lists its product as uncharacterized. The record is from RefSeq and is a predicted model, not a curated record. The transcript is spliced from 5 exons. Bases 319 to 2400 code for a protein of 693 amino acids. NCBI's taxonomy places the organism in Eukaryota, Metazoa, Arthropoda, Insecta, Diptera, Culicidae.
AUAAAUUUGAACAAUUCGUGCUACUGGUGCUACUAGAAUUCAGUUAAAAAGUUAAAUUAAUCGCACGCACGAUUAACAAACAUUGAUGAUGUUCAAAAUUUGCAAAUACUCGUUUAUUAAUCAUUGAUAAUCGGUUAUUAAACUAUUUCUAGUGUAGGGUUCUUCUGGAAUUAUUCAUUUCAUAAAUUAACGAAUAACGAUAAGACUGGAAAGCGGGCCGAUAGCUGCUCAUCACAGUAAACACGGUCUGCGUUUGAAAAUCAGUUUUUUUACUGCGAUAUUUUAUUAUAACACUGCUGUGAAAAUAUUACAAGUGCAAUGGAUCCACUUCUAAAUUUCUUACAGACAGAGAAAAUAAAAGAUGAUCCGUCCUAUGAAGAACAGCUAGAGCAUCAAAAAAUUUUACUUCUUAAACAACGAGAAGUAGACGAUUUCAAAAAGAUUGCUGAUUAUACAAGGCAGUUCAAUGAACAACUAAAGUACAGCAGUGCAAAUAUACUUAAGGAGACAAGAAAAACCAAGAUUUAUAGUCGCAAGCUUAUUGAUUUGAAAAUAGAAGUACAACGUGUUAUCGAUCAAAAUAUUCUGCAUACGAUGAAAGCGAUUCGCAAGCAAGAAGUAAUUGAAAGCUUCAAAGAAAUAGAACAUGAACGUAUGCGAGAGGAAAUAGAUGAAGACACGCAACAGAUACAAAUGUAUCAACAAAUAAGCAAUCAUAUCCGGGAGUCCAAAGCACAAAUUAUGCUGUUGGAGGCUAGAGAACAAAGAGAACAGGAAAAUCAAACAUUAGAAAAGGUGCGAUCAGAUAUUAAAAAUAUUUUUAAGAAACGACGCGAGACAGAAGAGGAAGAAUGGAAAAAAAUAACGACAACGUUUGUAGAGAUCAGUGAAUUGUACAUGCAAAUUCAAACCCGUGAAAAAGAAAACGAUGCCCUUCUACAGAGUAAUUCAGUUUUAAGAGCUAAAAUAGAACAAUUGAAAGAAGAUAUCAAACAGCAAUGCAUUCAGGAAGAAAAAGAUUUGAAACAGCAGGAAAUAGAAAUGAAUGAACGUUUUCUCACCCCUAUGAAAAUAACUCACGCUGAUGUUCCUCGAGAUUCAUUUAAAAACCCAAAUGAUUUUCCAGCUCUUAUCGAUAAGAUUGAGUUAACUAGACGCAACUAUGAAAACAUAUUCAAGCGUCCUGAAUAUACUGAAAACAUGAAACCGAGAAAAAUUUACAACAAGAUAAAGAAGUUUAGUCCUUUGUUUCAGGGGUUUUCCAAUAUUCGAAAGAAAACUCCUAUUGUUUCAGUUUGUCCAUUAUCAAAAAAUAAAGGUUUAUUCACUGCAUCAACCCACAAUGACGUUAUAACUGAUACCUGUGCAAAUACGAAAGAUCCUAAAACCUGUGCCAAAAACACUAAUCCUCCAGUUACUGUAUCUACUCCUCAAAACAAAUUUCAACCGAAUUUAGAAAUCAAAUCACAACUUGUAACACCAAAGAAUAAACCAGCAAAACGCAAUAUAAUCGAAAUACAUGAAGACAAUGAGCGUGCAGCAGUAUGCAAUGUUCCAAUGCAAAAAACAAAACGAAAGAAAUACUCAAGAACACAACCUGAAUCGAUGAAUGCAACAAAUACAGAUGAACUUGCAAAUUCUGUACGGAGAUCCUUGAUUUCGAGCCAAGAAGAAAAAUUGAAGCAAUAUGAAGUUGAAAAUUUAGUGGAUGACAAUACUCAAAUUCAAAGAGAUACAAAGCGAGCAAAACAUGCCGGAACACAACCAGAAGCGAAAAACUUAACACAUAAGUUUGAACCCUUCGUUUGCCAGCAGACACGAUCAAAGCCGAAUCAAAAAGAGCAAACCAUUGCGAAAAUAUCUGAUAAUGUUAUUCCGAAAAAAAUCGAGGAAAAGACGAAACAGCAACCCAAAAGACGCGUAUCACAAAAUGCAGAAAACGUACUGCUAGAUAAAGUAGUGCGUCCUUGCACCAAAUCAGCAGCACCUGAAUUUGAAGAAGAGUUCCCACAAAAAGAAGUUGUUAGCACCAGAACAGACAGCAAAAUGUUUCAAUCAGACAACUCAACCCGAAACGUUUCUCCAACUGAAUGCGACAAUCAGCGAGAUGAUCAACGCUCAUUGGAUGCCAUUAGUUUAACCAGUAGUACGUCAUCGCUUGAUUUAGGAGACGCUGGUACUAGCAGUGAUUUUGACCUGGACUUUUCGUUGAACGGGUCGCCCAUAAAUCGGGAUGGUAGUGAGGGGAAAGGAAGCGGCGGUAGUGCUGGUAGCGAAAUGGAUUUCGAUUUUUUAAAUUCUCCUAAAUCGGGUUCAAAACCUGCAACCAGAUCUCCGCAACAAAACGUUGAUUUUGAUUUCUUGAGCAACAAUAAUGACGAUGAGUUCAAUUUCUUCUAAUAGCAUUCGUAAUCGGAAUAUCUCUUGAAGUUAUAUAUAGCUACUAUAAUUUUACAUUCGAUGAUCAAUUCCGAGAGAUUUGUUAAUUGUUACCCUUAUAACUUGUUCACCCUAUUCUGAUAUUGUAGCAUAACAAUACUUAUAACAUGGACUUAACAUAAUGGCGAAGAAAAUACUUUUCUUCAGUUGGAAAUUCAAAAUACAUAAAAAUAAUUCCCUGUGCGCUUUAUUUACCUGCAAAUAAAGCUUAUCGGUAUGCAUAUAUUAAAAUGUAUAAGUUUAAGCAAAUAUGAACGUACAUACUUGUACAAAGAAAAUUGUUGUGAAGUUUGUGAACUAUUAUUCAGUUUUUUUCGACACAUCCUUCCGACAGGCGCGCAUAGCAAGACCUAGAGAAAUAAAACAAUGUUAUAAAAAUGACUGAAUUUC